Perognathus longimembris pacificus (Pacific pocket mouse) is the source of this 1901-nucleotide messenger RNA. It is a transcript of the gene Rnf138, whose product is annotated as ring finger protein 138. The transcript has 7 exons. Lineage: Eukaryota; Metazoa; Chordata; Mammalia; Rodentia; Heteromyidae. Bases 1190 to 1786 code for a protein of 198 amino acids. The record is from RefSeq and is a predicted model, not a curated record.
GCGUAAUGGCACCUGAGCUGAUACCAUGAUUCCAAGAUGGUGCCUGUUAAACCUAAUAUUCACCAGGUGGUCAAUGCUAGAGAAAAUAAGCAACUAAGCAGGCAGAGGAUAUGAACAGACAUGUGGUAUGGUUCUACCAUGUAGUCAGUGCUAGAGAAAAUAAGCAACUUUUAGAUAUCUUCGCUGACAAAGCACACUAUAUGGUCGGGCCUCUGUUUCCACAGCCUGUGAAAAGAGGCAGCUUUGUUAACAAAGUACGUUAUUAGGCUGGUAUGACUUGGAGUUAUAUAAAUGAAUUCUGACCAUUUACUAUUGCGGUGGCAAAAGGUGAGAAUAUUUUGACCAGGCCUCAUUAGAAUAGCAAGAGGUAUUCCAACUGAGUGUCCUGGCUUGGGUGUGACUUGCAGCACCCUAUCAAAAGUGCAUGAUAGAGAGUCUGGUGAGUAAAUGAGAGCUUACUAGACAGAAGCAGUGCCCUGACUUACCCCAGUGUCCUUCAGAGAGAGAAGGCCAAGCCUCCAAAGCCAAAGUGUCCUUGGCUUCGGAAGUGACUGGGCCCUGGGCCUGAGAAGUUCUCUAGCUUGGUACCAUGAGCAACAGAGAACCUGAAGAGCAAUUUCAUUCACCAGGUAUCGAAGUAGUGUGGACAUGGAUGUGGAGGCCAGCAAUGGUAUUGGUGAAAAGUCUUGCGUGGCAACUCACAGCAGUUUGGUUCAUGGAAAAAGGGCCAUCCGAACUGGGAUUUUCCUUAGAAAAAACAGAAAAAAGGAGAAAAAACAGGGGAAUGCCACCUGUCCUGACUCAAAGCCCCUCCUGGGUUUCAGCACCAAAUGUAAGGUUUGCUGGAAAGGAAGCCCACCACAUGGUUUAAGCAAAGAAGAGUUUAUUGAGGGGAGAGUGAACUGCAGGCCCACACAAGAUGGAGGUGCCAGAAGACAGGGGAAGGAAGAAGAGAGAGAGGGAAGAUGUAUAUUGAGCCAGAUUAUAUAUAGGGAAAGGCUGGAGGUGGGACCACAGCUGGUAUGGACGUGAUCUCAGAGCCUGAGGAACCUCUCACUGUCUGAGGAAGGUAUGACCAAGGUGGUCCAGGUUGUGACCUCAGCGGAUGAAGUGACCUCAGAAUUUGGGUCCUUUGCUGACUCUCAGACAGGUGGCUGACAGUUUCUGUAGAAAAUGUUUCUUGACUGCAAUGAGAGAAAGCGGAAUACAUUGUCCCCUGUGUCGUGGAAAUGUGACUAGAAGAGAAAGAGCAUGUCCAGAACGGGCCUUAGAUCUUGAAAAUAUCAUGAGGAAAUUUUCUGGUAGUUGCAGAUGCUGUGCAAAACAGAUUAAAUUCUAUCGAAUGAGACAUCAUUACAAAUCUUGUAAGAAGUAUCAGGAUGAAUAUGGUGUUUCUUCUGUCAUUCCAAACUUUCAGAUUUCUCAAGAUUCUGUAGGGAACAGUAACAGGAGUGAAACAUCCACCUCUGAUAACACAGAAACUUAUCAAGAGAAUUCAAGUUCUGGGCAUCCUACCUUUAAGUGUCCCUUGUGUCAAGAGUCAAAUUUCACCAGACAGCGUUUACUGGAUCACUGUAACAGUAACCACCUAUUUCAGAUAGUUCCUGUGACAUGUCCUAUCUGUGUAUCUCUUCCUUGGGGAGAUCCUAGCCAGAUUACUAGAAAUUUUGUUAGUCAUCUAAAUCAAAGACAUCAGUUUGAUUAUGGAGAAUUUGUGAAUCUUCAGCUAGAUGAGGAAACCCAAUAUCAAACUGCUGUGGAAGAAUCUUUUCAAGUAAACAUCUGAAGUCUAUAGACAUCUCUGCAUCUUUGUACCUGCAAGUGCCAUCUUUAAGGGGAAAACUACAUGAAGUCACUGUUUCAGUAACUUGAUAUGUAUAUUAAUAAAGUAAUUCAGUCUA